Molecule: messenger RNA, 2095 nt
Organism: Siniperca chuatsi (mandarin fish)
Lineage: Eukaryota; Metazoa; Chordata; Actinopteri; Centrarchiformes; Sinipercidae
Product: nipped-B-like protein B
Exons: 5
Coding region: 56-2095 (679 amino acids)
Source: RefSeq, a predicted model, not a curated record
CAGUACUCUGUCACGUGGCCUCUGAAGAGCAUCCCAGAGUUGUCCAGGAGGAGUGAUGGCCAGGAGAUCGAGGAGAGACCAGAACUCCAGGAUGCUUCCUGUGAAGGACAGACAGUUUGGUGCCUUCACUGUCCUGGUUUUCCACACUGUUGUCUUCCUCGCCCUGAUACACUCAUGUAGAGGUCAGUCUGAGAUUAUUGGUCCAUCUCAGCCAGUAGUGGCAACAGUUGGUGAGGACAUCAUUUUGCCGGGUUACCUGGACCCUGUCAUGAAUGCUUUUGACAUGACUGUGGAGUGGGCGAGACCUGACCUGGACCCCAGAUUUGUCCUCGUGUGGCGUGACGGCGUGGAACUAGAGAGCAAAAAACAUCCGUCCUACGAGGGACGAACAUCACUGUUCACUGAUGAACUGAAGCACGGAAACAUUUCACUGAAACUCUCCAAAGUGAAAAUAUCUGAUGAGGGAAGAUACAGAUGCUUCAUUCCAACACUGUCUGGAGCCUCUACUGUUCAGCUUGUUGUAGUACCCAGUACUCCCGGUACUCCCGGUACUCCUGAUACCACUGGUACUCCUGGUACUCCUGGUACCCCUGGUACCCCUGGUACUCCUGGUAGUCUGUAUUUUAUUAUGGGCUCAACUAUUGGCUUUGCUGCUUUGGUGUCUAUUCCUGCUGUUGUCUUUGUUGUGUGGAAAUGGAGAAACAAGAAAUUCAAAAACAAGAGGAGGAGCCACGAGGAUGGACCUGAACAGACCGAGGAAGAAAAGACGGUCACAUCUAAGAGUGAUAACACAGGAUUCCACGCCGUGAUGGAAGGAGAAGGAGAAGGUGUACCGCUUAUGGCAGGAAGACAGGAAGAGACUACUGUGGACAAUGGAGGAGAAGAGAAGAUCGAAUCUCAAAGUGAACGUAAAGUUCCCCAGUUUGUGGCUGAAAGAGAAACACACCAACAUCAGCUCGGGACAAAACCAGAGCCAAUAAGGGACAUGGACAGGGCAGUAGGAGAGCGGGGAAUGAAAUCUGUAACUGAUGAAAAAGUAUCUCUUAUUCCAGCAGAAGGAGAAACACACCUAAAGCAGGACAUGAUAGGAAGACAAGUACAAAAUGAUGGGGACAAAGGUGAAGGAGAGCAGACGAUGAAACCAGUAAAGGGAGAUUCAGGACUUCCAAUGGUACUGGUUGGAGAAGGACAAAAAGAGCAGCUACACAAUCUCCACACUGAUCAGGAAGUACACAAACAGCAAGAGCCAAUGAAUGAUGUGGACAAGAAAGAGGCAAACAUUAAGAAAAAGAACAAGCAGGAGCGAGCGAAAAAAGGAGGUUCUGGAUCGACGGGACAGAAGAAGCAACGGGAGAACCAGAGAGAACAAAUGCAACUGGAGGCAGAACAUGAGGAUAAGAAAGGAAAAGAUCGAGAUGGAAAAAAGAGUAACAUGACGAGAACAACAGAAAGGAAAGCAGAGAACCAAAAGCAGCAAAGUAAAGAGAAAUUGGAAGAGACAAAAGACGAGAAAGUGGAACAUGAGAGGGAGCUUCAAACAGAGACGCAAGAAAAAAUAAAGAGGGAUAAAGAGAGGACAGAGCUCAAAACACAGAAAGGAAAUGGCAACCAGCAUGUUUUAGAUGCCAGCAAACAAGAAACAGAACUGGAGGAUAAGAAAGGAAAAGAUCGGGAGGGAAACCAGAGUAACAUUACCAGAAUGACGGAAAGGAAAGCAGAGAACCAAAAGCAGCAGAUCAAUGAGAAAUUGGAGGAGGCAGAGGAAAAGAGGGAUGGGAGAGAGAAUAAGUUUUCAUCAGACCUCAAAACACAUCCAGAAAGAGCAGAGAGAAAAAACCAAGAGCCCCAAGAAGAGAACGAGCUCCAGGCAGAGAAGCAACAGGAAAAAUCUCUGCGAAAUCAGGAAGAAACCAAAGAGCAGCCAGAGCGAUCCACCAACAGGGUAAAGGAAGAGUGUAAAGGAAGACAGGAAGAGACUACUGUGGACAAUGGAGGAGAAGAGAAGAUCGAAUCUCAAAGUGAAGUAAAGUUCCCCAGUUUGUGGCUGAAAGAGAAACACACCAACAUCAGCUCGGGACAAAACCAGAGCCAAUAA